AGCCCAUUGCCAGAGAUGAGGACCAGAUGAGGAACCAACAAUUACCAUUUAAAACUCCAUAAAAUACAAAAAGGGAAGGGAUAGUACGCACUUUGCUGAAGAGAUGGCAGCUCCUUUGUUGUUAUCAACAAUCAUUUUGGCUCUAGUGGUGGUAGCAUCCUCUACUCAUGGUACCAUGGCCAAUGGGGUAUUCCAGGUGCGCCGCAAAUUCCAUAUCGUGGACGGUGUGUACAAGGGGAGCGACAUAGGUGCAUUACAAACCCAUGAUGAGAACCGCCAUCGUCGCCGUAACCUUAUGGCUGCAGAGCUCCCACUUGGUGGCUUCAACAUCCCAUACGGCACUGGGCUAUACUACACGGAUAUAGGGAUCGGGACACCCGCCGUGAAGUACUAUGUGCAGUUGGACACCGGUAGUAAGGCAUUUUGGGUUAAUGGCAUCUCCUGCAAGCAAUGCCCUCACGAGAGCGACAUAUUGAGAAAGCUGACAUUUUAUGACCCUAGGAGCUCAGUAAGUUCAAAAGAGGUGAAAUGUGACGAUACAAUAUGCACUUCGCGACCACCAUGCAACAUGACCUUACGUUGUCCGUACAUCACGGGGUACGCUGAUGGUGGCUUAACAAUGGGCAUCCUUUUCACUGAUCUUCUGCACUAUCAUCAACUGUAUGGGAAUGGGCAGACUCAGCCAACCAGCACCAGUGUCACAUUUGGGUGUGGUUUACAACAAUCUGGAAGUUUAAACAAUUCAGCAGUAGCGAUUGAUGGAAUUAUUGGUUUUGGCAAUUCUAAUCAGACUGCGCUAUCACAAUUGGCUGCAGCAGGGAAGACAAAGAAAAUAUUUUCUCAUUGCCUUGAUUCCACAAAUGGAGGUGGAAUUUUCGCUAUAGGAGAAGUGGUGGAGCCAAAAGUAAAAACAACACCUAUAGUAAAGAAUAAUGAGGUAUAUCACCUUGUGAACCUCAAGUCGAUCAAUGUUGCUGGCACAACACUUCAGCUUCCUGCCAAUAUUUUUGGAACGACCAAAACAAAGGGUACAUUCAUUGAUAGCGGUUCAACCUUGGUGUACCUUCCAGAGAUUAUAUAUUCAGAACUAAUACUUGCGGUAUUUGCCAAGCAUCCGGAUAUAACCAUGGGUGCUAUGUAUAAUUUUCAAUGUUUUCAUUUUCUUGGAAGUGUUGAUGAUAAAUUUCCAAAGAUAACUUUCCAUUUUGAGAAUGAUCUUACCCUGGACGUGUAUCCAUAUGAUUACCUUCUUGAAUAUGAGGGUAACCAGUAUUGCUUUGGAUUCCAAGAUGCUGGAAUACAUGGAUACAAGGAUAUGAUCAUUUUGGGAGACAUGGUCAUCUCAAAUAAGGUGGUCGUCUAUGACAUGGAAAAGCAAGCCAUUGGCUGGACAGAGCACAACUGUUCCUCUAGCGUUAAAAUUAAGGACGAAAAGACGGGGGCAAUAUACACUGUUCAAGGGGGUUACCAUUCUUCGGGAUGGAGAAUUCAAUGGCAGAUGCCCCUGGUUCUGUUGUUGGUUACAAAGGUGUCAAACUAUCUACUUUUCUAACACAACGUUAACUCUAUUUUCACCCAAUUAUUAUGAUUCCAAUUCCUUUCCUGAUAAGUUCUGUAUUUGAUUUUCAUAAAAGAUAUAAUUCCACUAUAUCUGUCUUGAUAUGAAACAAUAAUGAAUUUUCAUAUGGAAUUCUCCUGCUCUAGUUUUCCUACGGGAUUGAACAUUACUGUGUUUUGUCGAUUGGCUGGAGUCCAUUCGAUGUAUCUCGCCAGGUGUGCAUGCACCAGAGCUUCAUUUCAUUUAUCCAAUGGUUAAAUGUACACAUGCUAUACGCUGAUAAAUACUUUGUAAUUAUGAACAGCAGCUUUGUAUAGGGGGCUAGCACAAAAUCUGUGGUAGUGGAGUCGUGAUACAUGACUCCUUUUGUGCAUCAGAUCGUAGUGCCAACAAGUAUUGGAUCCAACAAUUAUGCUUACUACAAACAUUUAAUGCUUCACGGAUUUAUACAUGCACCAACAAUAAGAUUUCUUAGAGCAUCUCGAGUAGUAGCCCCUACAAUAGAGCCUCUAAAAGUCAAAUGGGGGCUGCCCCCAAUUCUUUAGGACACUAAAUAUGUCAUCAACUCUAGCAGUAGCCCUCAUAUCUUAGCUCCUA
Molecule: messenger RNA, 2155 nt
Organism: Oryza sativa Japonica Group (Japanese rice)
Lineage: Eukaryota; Viridiplantae; Streptophyta; Magnoliopsida; Poales; Poaceae
Source: RefSeq, a predicted model, not a curated record